CAAUAUAAUAAGGUAUUAGUAAAAAUGGGGAGGGGGAAAGUGGAGCUGAAGAGAAUAGAUAACCCAACAAGCAGAGAUGUGACCUUCUCCAAACGCAGAAAUGGACUGCUGAAGAAGGCUUUUGAGCUCUCUAUCCUCUGCGAUGCUGAAGUUGCCGUCAUCGUCUUCUCUCACUCUGGCAAGGCCUACGAAUUUGCAAGCCACGACAUAAAUAGGACCAUUGCCAUGUAUAGACGUGAAGUAGGGUUGCCUGAAGCAAACAACUCAACCUUCAGAAGGGCCAGAACCAUGGAGUAUUGGAGGAAUGAAACCGAAGGGUUAAGAAGAUCAAUACAGAACCUCGAAAUGCGGCUCAAGAACUUGGCUGGAGAAGAGCUAUCAACGCUUGGUAUGCAAGAAUUAAAGCAGUUGGAAAGACAGUUAAAAACUGGGGUUGAACGCAUCCGCUCUAAAUCGAGACAGAUCAUUUCGGAGAACGUCAACUUGCUGAAAAGAAAGCAUAAAGAAUUGCAAGAAGAAAACAAGUGUCUGCAAAAAAGAGUUAAGUUGAAGGAGUUUCAUUUUGCUGAUGUCACCUCGUCGACCUCGACAACUACUUCGGGAGCAAAUGCAUGCAUGAGUGCAUUCCAAGUUACAUAGAUUUGCUAAACUAAGUAUUAUGUUAAUUAUGUUGAUCGCUACUUAAGCUUGCUGUUAAUCAAUUAUAAUCUUAUUGUGUGAGUGAACUAAUUUGAAAUUCAGGGUUAUGUUCUCGCAGCAACACCAGCUGCUGCCUAAUUAAUUUGAAAAAGCUGCUUAUAUAUAAUUAGUGGCUGCAGCUUUUGCUGUUGUGAGGGACUGCGAUCAUAGCUUUUGCUGUUGUGUGUUUCUAAUUUCUUGUGUACGAACUAUAUGAAGUUCGUGGAAAUUAAUGUACAUUAUAUGAUGUUGUGGAUCGAUGUUAUGCAUAAGUU
Molecule: messenger RNA, 953 nt
Organism: Pyrus x bretschneideri (Chinese white pear)
Lineage: Eukaryota; Viridiplantae; Streptophyta; Magnoliopsida; Rosales; Rosaceae
Product: MADS-box transcription factor 23-like
Exons: 7
Coding region: 25-639 (204 amino acids)
Biological process (GO): positive regulation of transcription by RNA polymerase II
Cellular component (GO): nucleus
Molecular function (GO): protein dimerization activity; RNA polymerase II cis-regulatory region sequence-specific DNA binding; DNA-binding transcription factor activity, RNA polymerase II-specific
Source: RefSeq, a predicted model, not a curated record